AGGUGUACUGUACUCUAGUUGUACUAUUUGCAGUCACAACUCCUUUUUUGCGCUUGCAUGACAAUUUCAACGCUGCCUGUACAUUUGAGCAUCAUGAUGUCAACUUUGCCUCGCUCAUUCGUAGCGUGCAUGCCUGCGCGCGUGUUUUGUCUUGGGUGGGCCGACACUUCCUGCACAUUGGCCAUCCAAAGUGGGCUGCCGCCUCCGACCACUUUGAACUUCCUGCCUUCAUUCACCUCCCUGUGGACUUGUGCCAGGCUGUCUUAAAAGACUUCAUUUCUCUCCUUACAAACUGCAUUGAUACUUCUUGAAAAGAGGGAGGGGAGCGGAGGCCGCAGAUUGGGCCUAUCUGGGGGAAUUUGAUUUUGUUCCAGACCACAGUUAUGAGUGGGAGGGCCACAAUGAGGAGCGGGAGGAGGGGAGGUACGGACGGGUGAAGCAUAGAGGAAAUGGGUGUAGAGUACUCCUCCUAUGCCGCUACACAUUCCAACUCUCCUCGAAAAGAGCACAGAAGGAGGAUUAACAUCACCUCUUGGGACAAAACUCCAAAGCAUACCGGCAAACUGCAACUUCAGCCAUGGUGUUUCUCCUCAUAUCCUUGACCGUGCUGCAUCUUGUCACUUUGUCCAUGCUCCUCGUGGCUACGCUGGAGAAGUCCUGGUGGGUCUGGGACAAUUCAGAAAUCAGCGACCUGUGGUACAACUGUUUCCAUGACAAUGCCUCAGAUACGUGGCUGUGCGCCGCCACCAAUGAAAGUGACUGGCUGCAGUCGGUGCAAGCGCUCAUGGUGCUGUCCGUGGUCUUCUCGUCCAUCUCCUUGUUGGUGUUUGCGGCUCAACUCUUCACCAUGUCCAAAGGUGGGCUCUUCUACUUGACGGGACUCUGUCAGGCCUUUGCAGGCCUCACCGACUUUGCAGCGUGCCUCAUCUUCACCUUUCACAGAAAGGAGAUUCUUAACGACUCCAGAGAUCUGGGCAAAGGUCGCUUCGGUUAUUGCUUCAUCCUGGCGUGGCUGUGCGUCCCCCUCCUGCUGAUCAGUGGCGUCCUGUAUGGACACCUGCGAAAGAAGGAAUGAAAACACACAACUUUAACAUUUGUGGGAAUCAGAAGGACUGAAAGGGCCAUGUUGUCGUACCCUGUGAAAAUCUGUAAGAAAAAAAUGCAAGCUGUGCACACAUGAAGGAAAACGCCAGUAAAUCUAUGCAUACUGCACAUUGCUUGCUGUAUUUUGCAUCAAAUUCUGCGAGUAACUUACUCCAGAGGGGAUUCUUUGAAUUUAAAAAAAUCUUUGACACCUCAAAAGUUUCAAACAUCAAAUGUCUUUUCCAGUGAAACAGUAUCAAGGAAUAUCACGGACAAACUGGAACUAAGCAAAAUAAGAAGUACACAAAAGGAUAUCUUUUUUUAAUUGUUUUAAAUUGCAAGAUUACAUUUGUUCUGUUUUUUUUAAAGGAAACAA
Hippocampus comes (tiger tail seahorse) is the source of this 1459-nucleotide messenger RNA. It is a transcript of the gene emp3a, whose product is annotated as epithelial membrane protein 3a (MAM blood group). Gene Ontology annotation, cellular component: plasma membrane. The coding region runs from base 578 to 1075 and encodes 165 amino acids. The transcript has 5 exons. The record is from RefSeq and is a predicted model, not a curated record. NCBI's taxonomy places the organism in Eukaryota, Metazoa, Chordata, Actinopteri, Syngnathiformes, Syngnathidae.